AUGAUGGCCGACAGUGGUGACCGUGUCGAGGAACACGUCGAGGCCUUCGACAGCCAGGAUUCACAAGAGUCCAAGCAGCAGAAUGGACCAUCACAGUCAUCAGGAGGCAACCCAAUCCACAACGAUGAGGCUCAUCUGGAUCCCAGCCGCUGGUGGUUCGCCAGCUCGGCAUUUCCGCUCAUCGCGGGAACACUCGGACCUGUCGCCAAUGCCUUCAGUAUAUGCGCGCUGGUUCGACCCUGGAGGCAGAGAUUUCCUCCCGGAUCCGACAUCGACAAGGCUGUUUUCGUCACAGACCCUAUUUGGCUGACCGUCAUAAAUGCCAUCCAAGUGGCCAUGGCUGUCAUCGCGAACCUUGUGCUCCUGCUCAACAUGGCCAGGAAGAUAAGGUUCUCAGUAGCGCAGCCAAUUACUAUAGUGACCUGGUAUAUAUCCUCUAUAUGCCUCAUCGCACUCAACGCCACAGCCGCAGGACCACUUGUGGAACAGCCCGAGAACGUCUUCAUAUGGUCACAGGCAUUUUACUACGGCAUCUACGCAGCCUGUCUCUAUUUCGUCUGCUCAUCCCUCAUGGUCGUGACCUUUUGGGGAGCAAUGAAGGGCCACUACUCCAAGGACUUCCAGUUGACUAAUAGUCAACGCACCCUUAUGCUUCAGACCAUCAUGUUCCUCAUGUACCUGCUUGUCGGCGCCCUAGUUUUCUCCACAAUAGAGGGCUGGCCAUACCUAGAUGCUGUGUACUGGGCCGACGUAACACUCUUCACUGUCGGCUUUGGCGACUUUUCGGCAGCAACCCCACUGGGUCGCGCACUUCUAUUCCCAUAUGCCCUGGUUGGCGUCAUCAGUCUCGGUUUGGUCGUUGGCUCCAUCCGAAGCCUUGUCCUAGAGCGGGGCCAGCGCCAACUGAGCGCCCGGUUAAUGGAAAAGAAGCGCAAGAGAACACUGAGGCGAAUGGUGCGCCGUGGGAAAGACGAUAUACUCAUUCCAGUCACAGACGAAGACGCCGAUGACAACUACCUUGAAAGGAGCACCUCCAGUCUUACCGAGUAUCAGCGCCGCAAGAGAGAAUUCGAACUGAUGAGGAAGAUUCAAAUACGUGCCGAACAUCGGAGGCGGUGGAUGGCUAUGGGGAUCUCGACAACAGUGUGGCUCAUGCUCUGGCUAGUCGGUGCUGCCAUUUUCCAGCAGUGUGAGGUUACAUACCAAGGCUGGACCUACUUUGACGGCUUUUACUUCGCAUUUGUCAGUUUGACCACCAUCGGCUAUGGUGAUGUCACACCUAUCUCGCCCGCCGGGAAGUCCUUCUUCGUCUUCUGGUCACUAUUAGCACUUCCCACUAUGACGGUAUUGAUUUCCAAUGCGGGCGACACUGUUGUCAAAUUCGUCCGGGAGGCGACGGACAAGCUAGGAACUGUUACGAUUCUACCAGACGAGAAGGGAUUCAAAAAGGCCUUGAAGGAGAUGAUAAAGCCACUGUCCUUGGGCCAAGUGUUUGGUGACGAUAGCGAUGUCGAGGAAAGCCCGCCGGGAGGCCUGGGUUUCGCAGAAGAGCACGACAACGAUACCGAAGAGGACGAGGAGUCCAGCGACAAGUCUACAGGAUCGCUAGACCGGGAAGUGGAUAACGGGACUGGCACGGGCGCCGGCAACGUACCAGUCAGCAAAGAUGGUAGAAAUAAGCGUGAUACACUGAGUGCGCCGACCCAGGCCGACUCUCCAACCAGUGACACGGAUCGAUCCGCGAACGCCAUCCGCCGAUCGUCUACGACACCAGUCCAAGCUUCAACGACUAAGGGCCACCUAAGCUUCAAAGAGCCUCCAGGCCGUCCGUCGUCGUCCAAAAAUGGCAGCUCCGGCAUAGAGCGUUCCUUUACGCUGAACAGCAACGGCCGUGGCGCCAAGAAGGAUCAGAAAGACAUCAAGUCACAAACCCUUAAGAUGAGCCGCGCAGUCUCCAUGCCUCGGACAUCAGCCGAGAUUCCCCGCGACGUGCCUACGGACCCCUACGACUACCACUUGCUGCUGAUUGACGAAAUCGGUCGAGUGACGCAGCACCUCAAGUCCCGACCCCCGCGUAAAUACGACUUCCACGAGUGGGCCUGGUACCUGAAGCUGAUCGGCGAGGACGAAUCCAGCGCGGACACCCACAAGAAGGCAGUUCCGAAGAGCAGGAAGAAGGGCAAGGGGCAGGACCAGGACCAGGGAGCCGAGGGCGGCAUGCGAGAAGAACCCGACAAGUUGCAGUGGAGCUGGGUCGGCAGCCGGAGUCCACUUAUGGGGAGCCAGGAGGAGGCAGAGUGGAUCCUGGAGAAGCUGGAGCAGAAGUUGGCGGGGGAGUUGAGGGCUGUCAGGGAUGCUGCCAGGAAGAGGGGUUCCGGGGGGUGA
Diaporthe amygdali is the source of this 2385-nucleotide messenger RNA. RefSeq lists its product as uncharacterized. Gene Ontology annotation, cellular component: membrane. The transcript has 3 exons. Gene Ontology annotation, biological process: stabilization of membrane potential; potassium ion transmembrane transport. The record is from RefSeq and is a predicted model, not a curated record. Gene Ontology annotation, molecular function: potassium ion leak channel activity. The coding region runs from base 1 to 2385 and encodes 794 amino acids. Lineage: Eukaryota; Fungi; Ascomycota; Sordariomycetes; Diaporthales; Diaporthaceae.